AUGACAUCAAACGAUACAAGGCUAACGAUAUCAAAAAUCCGAUUUAACCUAGAAGAGUUAGAAAGUUUACUUGAGGAAAGAAAUAAUAUUUAUGAUUUGGAUUUGACACCCUCAAAAAAUGAUAACUUUGAAUUGAUAAGUUUAUUACUGAAGACCGUCAAGUAUUUUAAAUUUGUUACCAAAGAUAUAGAUGAUGAUAUUAACUCUGAUGAAAAGGAAAAUAUCGGAUCUGAACUUGAAGAAUUGGUUCUGAAGUAUAACAGUAUAUACGAUGAACUUUCGGAGGACUCAAACCUCGAUGUAUCCGAAUUCAAAUAUUCAUUCACUCGAUCGGUAACAACGACGACGACAAUGUCAAAAAAUGGUGACAUUCCGUUUAAUAAUGUUCAUAAAUCAGUACGUUUCAAAGAUACACCUGAUGAUAAUGAUGCAAGUGAGUUAAUGGGUACACGACACGUAUUUAAACCAUAUAAAGACGAUCCUGAUGAACAGGAAUCUUCAGAGGAGCUCUCGAAUCAUCAAAUGUUUGCUCAGCAUCAACAGACUAUGAUGAGGCAAGAUCAAGAUUUGGAUACUUUGCACCAACUGAUCUCACGUCAAUUUAGCAUGGGUCAAGAUAUAAACCAGGAAUUAGAUGACCAAUUAAUAAUAUUGAAUGAUUUGGAACAAGGUGUCGAUCAAUCAUUAAGUCGAUUAGAUCUUGCUAAUCGAAGGAUAAGAACUUUUAGAAAUCUCAUGAGAGAAAACGGCAGCCUCGUCACCAUCUGUACACUAUCGAUUAUUUUGAUCUUAUUAUUGGUGGUGCUCAACUAA
This is a messenger RNA of Candida tropicalis MYA-3404, 813 nucleotides long. RefSeq names its product syntaxin (gene SYN8). The coding region runs from base 1 to 813 and encodes 270 amino acids. Gene Ontology annotation, biological process: intracellular protein transport; vesicle fusion. The record is from RefSeq and is a predicted model, not a curated record. NCBI's taxonomy places the organism in Eukaryota, Fungi, Ascomycota, Pichiomycetes, Serinales, Debaryomycetaceae. Gene Ontology annotation, molecular function: SNAP receptor activity; SNARE binding. The transcript has a single exon. Gene Ontology annotation, cellular component: endomembrane system; SNARE complex.